Macrosiphum euphorbiae (potato aphid) is the source of this 600-nucleotide messenger RNA. Lineage: Eukaryota; Metazoa; Arthropoda; Insecta; Hemiptera; Aphididae. The record is from the annotation of a GenBank genome assembly.
AUGGCAUUAAAUGGGUCAUAUCAGCGCUCCAUAGGCAUGACUCCGUUCAAAUUGGUUUUUGGGGUAGAAAUGAAUCACCCAGAGUACCAGUCAAUCAAAGAAGCAGUGGAGCUUGAGUAUGUCAGGUGUCACGAGGAAGGUCAAGAAGAAAACCGGCAGUAUACAAAGAAGCAGAUACAAAAGGCGCAGAUUCAACAGCAGCGCACGUUUAACAAAUCCAGGAAGGAAGCCACAAGCUAUCGCCUAGGGGAUCUGGUCGCCAUCAAAAGGACUCAAUUCCUACCCACAUCAAAGCUGUGCAAGAAGUUCUUAGGACCUUAUCAGAUUGUAGGACGUGAAGGUAAUGAGCGUUAUAAGGUACUCAAAGUGGGAACACAAGAAGGUCCCGAGCGAAGCUACUCCUGUGCAGAAUACAUGAAACCGUGGCGUUCCGUCGACCAGGAUGAAUCUGAGGAGACAAGCGGAGAAGAUACCGCCUCCGAGGCAGACACUGUUCAAGGCGGGAGAGUGUGGGAUGGUAACACUGAUGACAGCCAGGCCGGACCAAGCCGAGGGGGUGACCUAUCCAUCGACAGUGAUGUUGUGACGGUCGACGAGUGA